Messenger RNA from Monomorium pharaonis (pharaoh ant), 2440 nucleotides. Its product is annotated as chymotrypsin-2-like. Gene Ontology annotation, molecular function: serine-type endopeptidase activity. The coding region runs from base 1269 to 2165 and encodes 298 amino acids. Gene Ontology annotation, biological process: proteolysis. The record is from RefSeq and is a predicted model, not a curated record. Lineage: Eukaryota; Metazoa; Arthropoda; Insecta; Hymenoptera; Formicidae. The transcript is spliced from 8 exons.
UUUAUAAGAGAAUCAUGUAGAUGUAAAUACUUGGGUUUUGUAUUUAAUUCUAAAGAGCAGUCUAUUGCAUCCCACUCCAACACUGAGAUAUAUUAUUUCUUCUAACUACAAAUACAGCUCAUAAAAUAACUUGUACUAUAUAAAAAUUUGCUAGCUUUAUUGGUUCACUAGUUUCAGUGGCUGCAGCAGUUCAAUAUGGACUCUUCUAUACCAAAAAUUUCGAAAGAGAAAAAUUUUGUCACUUUCAAAAUGCAACAAAGACUACUCGGCAGUUAUGAAAAUCCCCUUGCAUCUGCAGGAAGACUUUAACUGGUGAAUUAAUAUCUUCUCCAAUUCAAAUCAAGUUAAUAGAAUUCGCUCAGGCCGUUUUCUCCGUGAAAUUUUGUCAUGGCCAAUAAUAAAGAGGCUCGACGAGAUUGGGGGACAUAUUUGGGGAAUUUGAGAACCCUAUUUGCAUCAUUUACAGCAAAAACAUCAAGCCAUGAGUCCGACAAUGCUGUGUGGUGGGUGGCAGCAAAGUCAACAAUAUGAAAAGAAAGACUAGGCAUAAGUUCACAUAAGUGGCUUCAAAGUUGUUAGUAAAAAAAUUACAGUUAAAAUCAUCCCCAAUGAUAAUGUGUUUGUAAGAUGGGAAAAACCGGACAAUGUAUUGACGAAAUCAUGUAAAAGAAGAUCUUUGGGUCAGAGCGCGCGCGCUCUGACUUGGAAUCGCAACACACUCUGACAUUGCGUCAUGUAGGCGAUCGACGACUCGGCCGCCGAGCCAUGCACUUUUAUCUCUUCGCCACGCGCCGUUUCAAUAGAGACAGAAAGUAAACAAAAAAGGAUAGACGAAACGCCUAACUUUCAGUUUAUUCUCCGUCUCACUCUAUCGAAACAGCAGCGGCGGGCUAGUGGGCGAAGAGGCGGGAGAGGUAAAAGCCAAGUGCAUUCGACUCACAAAUCACUACGGCUCAUGAGUCACGAUUUUCGCGAGCCGAGUUGGGACAGACCUAUAUAUGGCAGUUUUAGGAUACAAACGAAAUAUCUCAGAAAUAUCAAAGAUUAGCUGGGAAUAUUACGUAUUUAUCAAGACGAUUGAUUUUUUACAAUCAGUAUCAGUAAAUAUCCAAUAUAUUACUUUAUUAUUGAUCUAUCUAAUUUGGUUUCCUUAAAAGAAUUUGUUAAUAAUUAAAUAAUUUAAACGUAAAUGGAGCAAUGGAAUUAAAAAGAAGUACAUAUAAAUUCGCGUCAACGUGAUUUUAAAUCAAGCAGUCAGUGGUCAUACAAUGGCUUUGAAAAUCUUGUGUUUCCUUAGUCUUCUGGCAUUCUGUCAUGCUAGAGUUCUUCCCACGAUCGUAAAUGGGAAUGAUGCUAAACCAGGCGAGAUUCCAUAUCAGGUUUCUCUUCAACGAAAAUAUUAUUCUAUCCACUUUUGUGGUGGAUCAAUUCUGAACGAUUACUACGUUAUUACCGCAGCUCACUGUGUUGAUGGUCGAAAUGCCAAAGACAUAAAAGUUGUUGCUGGCACCAUUAACUUAACUCAACCGAAAUCAGAGCAUAAUGUCGUCAGAAUUAUUAUACACGAAGAAUAUAAUGCAAAGAAUUCUUGGAUUAACGAUAUUGCUUUACUAAAGACGGAUAGGUCUUUUGAAAAAUUUGAACGUGUUCUCCUGCCACCAAAAGGUUACGUCGUUAAACCUAAUGAUAUUGCUGUUAUGUCAGGAUGGGGUAGACUUUGGGAAGGAGGGCCAACCACUGUUAAAUUACAACGAGUCAACAUUCUGAUCGCUGAUCAAAUUUACUGCAAAUAUAUAUACAAUAAUAUAGGAUACAAUGUCCAUCCCACACAAGUUUGCGCAUACGAUCCAUCAAUUGAGAAAGGAUCUUGCCAAGGUGAUUCUGGUGGUCCAUUGACUGUUGAUGGAAAACUCGUUGGAUUAGUAUCCUGGGCGGAAGGUUGCUCCGGAAUCAGCUACCCUACCGUCUGCACACGUGUCGCCUCUUAUUUGGAUUGGAUUAAUACCCAGCUAGCCAGGCCUGCUAAUAUCACAUAUCGUAAAAGCUUUAUAGCAAAGAUUAUUUCAAUUUUAAAAACAAUUUUAAAACAAGUAACUGCUUUUGCUUUGUUUUUUAAAAAUUUUUACCCUGUUACUUGCAUAAAAUAUGCGUCGUACUAUUUAUAACAAGCGAAAACUAAGCUUAAUGCGAACAUACCUUGUCGUAAUUUUGCUGUAAAGGUUUCCCCGAGUUUGUGCAAAGUUUGCGUUAUUCGCGCAAAGUUUGCGUUAUUUUGCUAGCUGGAUGGUCAUGCAGUUUAAAUCAAUCCCACCUGCUGCCAAUUAUAAUUUGUACUCUAUUUUACGUUCUGUAUAAUUUUCUAAUUAUUGGUUCAUGAAACUAAAGAAGCAAGAAAAUGAAAGAAACUAAAAAAGAUGAAAACGAUCUAGAAUUGUACAUA